CUUCUCGGUUUAUGCAACACUCGGGCUGUGUUGUCUUCAUGCUGCAUUAGACAACAAUCCUAUUCAUUAUUCUCUGCUAAGUCUUUGUCUUUUAGAGGAUUCUUCCGGGCAUUGUGAUCCAGUGAAUGGAUAACCCAGACUCUUACUCUGCUGGUUGGGCCUCUCUGCAGUUGGACUUUGUCACAGCUGUAGAUCUUGUCAAGGAAUACGUCUUCAAGUCGUAAGUCCUUGCAACUAAGCCUACACUCUAAGGACCGGCUGCCUCUAAGCCGUGAUAUUCCUCCAUUCAGUUACUUCCAUAGCUACAGGAGUUAGAUGAUCAUGGCAGCUCAGGCUCUUAUUCUAGCAUUAAUUGGUGUCUCACUUUGCACCUUAGCAUAUGGUGCAGCUCCAUUCACAAAGAGACAGGACGGAGUUACAGACACAGACCCAUUUGGAGACCCUGGACCUCCAGGACCCCCUGGACCAAAUUUAGCUCCCGUCCCUGGUCCCCCUGGACCUCCUGGUUCACGUGGUUCUGAUGGAUUUGAUGGGCUUGAUGGAUCUGCUGGAUCAGAUGGUGCUACUGGACCACCUGGUGACCCUGGUGUUCCAGGACCAAUUGGACCCCCUGGAGAUCCUGGUGCACCUGCUUUCAUUCCACCACCUGAGCAAGGCAUAAAAGGACCAAUCAUCAUUCCAAUUGUUGGUGACCGUGGUGACCGUGGACAGUCUGGUGUACCUGGUCGUAAAGGAGUACCUGGACCUCCUGGUCACAUUGGACCCAAGGGAACAAGAGGACACAGGGGAAUGGAUGGUGAGAAAGGACCAGCUGGUGAUCAAGGUGAAGUAGGAAAGGAGGGUGUAAUUGGUGCCAGUGGACCCAAUGGAUAUCCUGGUGACCCUGGACCGACUGGACAAAUUGGUCUACCUGGCAUCCCUGGAUUCCCUGGAUUACAAGGGGCUAAGGGAAAUAGAGGAGCUGAUGGUGCUGCUGGUGAGCCUGGUGACCAAGGGCCAAAUGGACCACCAGGAGAAGUUGGCAACAUUGGACCAGAGGGACCAAGAGGUCCUGAUGGAGAUGUAGGAGCUAAGGGAGGGGAUGGUGAAACAGGAGCCGAUGGACCAGCAGGACCACCAGGACCUGAUGGAUUCCCUGGACAACAAGGAGCACCUGGAGCCCCUGGACCACAAGGACCUCAAGGACCCAAUGGACCAACUGGACCUCCUGGUGCACCUGGUAAAAGAGGACCAGCUGGGAACCAAGGACCACCCGGUUCUGAUGGAUCCCCGGGUUCACCUGGUUCCCCUGGAACACCAGGACAGAAUGGUGCAACAGGACCACCUGGACCUGCCGGUGCUAAAGGAUCAAUGGGAUCACCCGGUCGUACUGGACUAGCUGGAAUAAGAGGACAGACUGGAGAACCUGGUGACACUGGACCACGUGGACAGCCUGGUCGCAAGGGAAAUAAUGGAGCUGAUGGUGACAAAGGAAACACUGGCCCUCAAGGAAAAGCUGGAGAAAGAGGAGAGAAAGGUUUCAGAGGAGCUAAUGGUGCCCCUGGAGACCAAGGUGAAGAUGGAAAACAAGGAAAUGCUGGCCCAGCUGGUCCACGUGGUGCUAAGGGACCACCUGGCCAUGGAGGAGUACCUGGAGAAAAUGGUAAAGAUGGUGAUAAAGGAGAGCCAGGAGAGAAGGGAGAGAAAGGAGCACAGGGUAUUCCUGGCCUUCCUGGAUAUGAUGGUGUACCUGGUGGUGCUGGUGUUCCAGGCAGACCAGGUGCCAGGGGAGCUAAAGGAGCACGAGGUGACCGUGGCCAACCAGGUGUAAACGGACCUGAUGGAACUGAUGGUAUACAAGGACCACCUGGACCUAGUGGUAUACCUGGUCCUCAUGGACCUGCAGGACCUGUUGGAGACACUGGAGCACCUGGACAAAAAGGAUCAAGAGGAGCUGAUGGUCAACCAGGUGCUGCUGGUCCUCCAGGACAACCAGGAGAGACUGGAUCAGCUGGUGACCCUGGAAACAAAGGAGACAAGGGUGUUCCUGGUGUUACUGGCAAAGCUGGAGAUCAAGGAGCAACUGGUGCCUCUGGUGUACACGGACCUGCUGGUGACCAAGGCACUAAGGGAGCAAGGGGUGGAGCUGGACCAACUGGAGCUAAAGGUGCCACCGGAGCAAAGGGUAGAGCCGGUGAGACUGGGCAAAUCGGAGCUGCUGGUGAACCUGGUCAACCUGGUAAACAAGGUCCCCAGGGAGGUGUUGGUCUCCCUGGUACCACUGGAGCUCAUGGCGAGCGUGGCUUACAAGGAAAGACUGGCAGUCCUGGACCAGCUGGAGCUAGGGGAGGACCCGGUGGUCGUGGAAAGAAGGGACCUCAAGGUAGACCAGGAUUCCAAGGAGUACAGGGUGACGUUGGACAGCAGGGACCUGAUGGAGCACCUGGAAGAGCUGGUCCUUUAGGAGCUGCAGGUAAUCCUGGACCUAAUGGUUUUCAAGGAGCCACUGGCGGGCCUGGUCCCCAGGGACCAGCCGGUGGUGCUGGUGCUACUGGAGAUAAGGGAACUGUUGGACCACAGGGUGUAGCUGGAGGACCUGGACCAGCUGGAAGACCUGGUGACACUGGUGCUGCUGGAGAGAGAGGAAAGAAGGGACCCACUGGAUCCCAAGGUUCACGUGGUCCAUCAGGUGCUCCUGGUAAACCCGGCCUACCUAGCUCACAAGGAUCUCAAGGACCAGCUGGAGCAUCUGGCGCUGCUGGAGUACCUGGUCUACCAGGAAAGACAGGACCUACUGGCCCUAAGGGACCUCAAGGUCUACCUGGACCAGCUGGUUCUAAAGGUGCACGUGGUGUUCCUGGACAAGCAGGACCUAAAGGUCCAAGAGGACCUGCUGGAUCCCGUGGGGAACAAGGAAAACAAGGAGAUGCUGGCCCAACCGGUAAAGCUGGUGCUGAUGGAGAGAAAGGUCGUGCCGGAGCACCUGGUGAGCCAGGAGAGGCUGGAGUACCUGGACCUCAGGGUAGCAAGGGAGCUCAAGGAAAAUCUGGCAUUCCAGGAAGGCCUGGUGCUAAGGGUGAGGUAGGAUACCCUGGUUUGAUUGGUGCUAAAGGAUUCAUGGGUGAGAAUGGAGCUAAGGGACCUAAAGGUGACAAAGGACCCAAAGGAGAAAGGGGACCAGCUGGACCUAAAGGAGCCAAUGGCGAUCGUGGCGGUCAAGGACCUGAUGGACCCACAGGUUCACCUGGUGCUCAAGGAGAGCCCGGACAGAAAGGACCCCAGGGAUACACUGGACUACCAGGAGAAGAUGGGAAGAGAGGACCACCUGGCACUGAUGGACGGCCUGGCGAUCCUGGAAAGGAAGGACCAGCUGGCGCUCAAGGUGAUCCUGGCCCAGCUGGUGGCCCUGGAGCUCCUGGUGCCAGAGGUGAUCAAGGGCCUAAGGGUGUACCAGGAGACAAAGGAGAUCAAGGAGAUAGAGGUCUACCAGGACACAAGGGAGACCCUGGUCUACAGGGAGGAGUUGGGGCACCAGGUCAAGCCGGACCACAAGGUGCUACUGGACCACAAGGACCCCAGGGACCAGAGGGACCCAAAGGAGAACAAGGAGAUAGAGGAAACAGAGGAGGAUUUGGUCCUCAAGGAGAGAAGGGAUCACCUGGUGAACAAGGUCUACAUGGUAGCGUUGGACCUGUUGGACCUGCCGGACCACCUGGACCCGCAGGAGCACCUGGUGAGCCAUACAAGGGACCAGCAUUCUACCGCAGCAAGUUUGAUGAGAAGCAAGACAUCAGCCAGCUUAAGAAACAAUUUUUGUUUGUUGAGUUGAAGUCAAUUGAGGAGGAAAUGAACAAGAUGGGAAUCAACGAGAAGCUCCCACGAACCUGUGAAGACCUUAAUAUGCAACAUCCUGAGUACAGUAAUGGCGAGUAUACCAUUGAUCCUAAUAUGGGAUCAACCAAAGACUCUUUUAAGUCCUUCUGUGAGUUCAAGUCAUCUACCAUCAGGACGUGUGUAAACAAUGAAACAUCAACAUCUCAAUUGGGAUACCUACACUUGUUACAUACGCACGUUUCACAGACCAUCCAAUUGCCUUGUGGAGCAAAGGGACCAUUCUACCUCCAGCCUUAUGAUAGUGACACUGCCAUUGAAGUUCCAUUGAAAGACAGGAAAGACCUUAAGAUCACCCUCUCUGGCUGUAGUCCAUUCUCAAUGUUGCGUGAAGUAGAGUUUGUAUCUGAUAAUGUCAACCAGCAAAUGCUCCCUUUCACUCACUCAAUCAAUGUCAAUAAUCAAGAUUAUUAUUUCAAAGACAUCUGUUUCUAUUAAAUAAAAAACUGAGUAAAGGAUUGAAACGUUUUUUUUCUGUUUAUAAUAAUAAUAAUAAUUCAAAAUAAUGAUUAAUAAUGUAAUCAGGUUUUUCAUAGACAUACAUUAAUUUUUGAGUUUGUUAUACUUUGUCCUGUUCAAUUUAAACGCUCUUGAUAAUUAUGAUA
Amphimedon queenslandica is the source of this 4475-nucleotide messenger RNA. RefSeq names its product collagen alpha-1(I) chain-like. The record is from RefSeq and is a predicted model, not a curated record. NCBI's taxonomy places the organism in Eukaryota, Metazoa, Porifera, Demospongiae, Haplosclerida, Niphatidae. Bases 316 to 4308 code for a protein of 1330 amino acids. Gene Ontology annotation, cellular component: extracellular matrix. Gene Ontology annotation, molecular function: extracellular matrix structural constituent. The transcript is spliced from 44 exons.